This is a messenger RNA of Monodelphis domestica (gray short-tailed opossum), 11496 nucleotides long. It is a transcript of the gene SYNGR3, whose product is annotated as synaptogyrin 3. Lineage: Eukaryota; Metazoa; Chordata; Mammalia; Didelphimorphia; Didelphidae. The record is from RefSeq and is a predicted model, not a curated record. Gene Ontology annotation, cellular component: synaptic vesicle membrane; neuromuscular junction.
GUAUAGACUCAAGUUAACCUAAACAUGUCUUCCAAGAAUUACCCCUUCCUUUAAGCAGAAAGUAACAACUACUGUCAUUUAGUCUUCCAUCAUUAUUUGGUCUACCAAGCCCUGGAAGAGUUAAUGUGGUGCUAUAAGGUCCUGAGUUGUGGCUGAGGUUGAGGUGAAUAAGAAUGCCCCAAGCAGCGAGGAGUCAGCAGUCUCAACCACAGCCUGAGAUCUGAGAAGUUGGCAAGAUACUAUCUCAAUCCCCUCAAUUUGCUGGCAUCUCUCUUGACUAAAGUGUAAAUGAAAUUAUCUAGCUUAUUCUGAAUCAGUGUUAGAAUUUUUUUUUUCCAAAAGCUUGAAGAGAUACCAUGUUUAGGGGCUGGACUGCUUGUGCUACCUUUCCCCCUACCUGAGGUGGUAGUGGUCUUUUUUUUUGUAACAUAGAAUUUUGAUCCUGGGUUAGCUACAGAUCAGCCACUGGAUGGAUUUAGCUGAGGCAGCUUAUGGCUUUUGCUUCAGUCCCCAUGUCAUCUUCUUCACUCCCUCCUGUGAGUGUGCCUGCCUUCGUGCCCUAUAUCUACAUUCUCUCCUAUAGAAUCACUCCAGGUUAAAAGAAAUCUUGGAAAACUUCUAAUUAAAAUGUUAUGUUUAUCUAGUUCCCUGAAGUUUACAAAGCUCUUUUCUCGGGGCAGUGCUAUGAGACAUUGAGUUUGUUGUGGGAAGGGGGAGAGACUAAGCUUAUGGUUUCACUGGUCUUGAGGGCUCUUCAGAGGCAGGUCUUUUUAGCGAAAAUAUCCCCAUUUUAUGGAUAAAAGAAGUAAUAAUUAGAAAAAUUAGGCAUAAUUUUUUGGAGCUGAAAUUCAUAGGCAAACUUCUUAACUAUAAAUCUAACACUUCCAUUUUACUAUUUUGCUCUCUGGUCCAACCCUCCCCAUCUACCCCUUAAUUUGCAGGGGAAUUGGGCUCAAAGAGUUAAAGGUCCUUGCUCAAGGUUACCCAUCACGUUAAAGCUUGGCUGCUUCACCUCUGGACCUAACAGAAGCAGAAACUGUGUGGCAAAAGUUGUAUAGUGGCUGUUCCUAUCAAUUAGUAGAUCAGUUUCCCUUUCCCCAAUCUGUCAUAAGCCUCACAAAUAGACUCAGGUCUUCUUUCAAAGUUCAGAUACUUCCAUUUAGAUGUCAAGGAUAUCUUGUGUCCUCAGAUGAUGAUGAGUCUCAGAAGGGAAAUAAGAUAGUUGGAACCCAAUGGUAGAUCACACCUGUUUUUUUCAGGUAUUCUCUCUCUCUCUCUCUCUCUCUCUCUCUCUCUCUCUCUCUCUCUCUCUCUCUCUCUCUCUCACUCUCUCUCUCUCACUCUCUCUCUCUCUCUCUCUCUCUCUCUCUCUCUCUCUCACUCUCUCUCUCUCACUCUCUCUCUCUCUCUCUCUCUCUCUCUCUCUCUUUCUCUUUUGGCUCCAAGGCAGAAGAGUGGUAAGGGCUAGGCAAAGGGGGUCAAGUGGCUUGCCCAGGGUCACACAGCUAAUAAGUGUCUUGAGGUCAGAUUUGAACCCAGGACCUCCCAUCUCUAGGCCUGACACUCAAUCCAAUGAGCUACCCAGCUGCCCCCUCAGAUAUUCUCUUAAUUCACUCUGGCCUAGGCCCUUCUCCAGGAGCUCUCAGCACCACGCGCCCAAAGGAAAUUACUGCCCAGAAUCCUGUCACCAUGAAAUACACUAGAUUUGAAGGUAGAAGAUUUGGGUUGAAUCUCUACCAAUUGCUACCUCUUUUUGACCAUUUGUUCAUGCUUAAAAUUAGAAAGUUAGGUGAUAUUUAAUAAUUAAAUGAUACAUAUUUUUAUACAUAAAGUAGUGAUGGAGAAUUUCUACCCAAAGAGAAUGACCAUUAGGAGGUAGGUAACAGUGGGAUUGUCCUUUUUUCUUUCAAGGGGAGACAAUGUUGUAUACUAGGGAGUAGCUCUCCUUAAGAGUCAGCAGUUCACUUUUUUUUAAGUAAAUUUUAAUUGAUAUUUUCUGUUUCUUUUAUCACUAUGGUUUCCCAUCAUCUCUCCCUCACCCCAAAGAGCCAUUCCAUAUGACAAAUAGCAUUUUUUGGAGAGGAAAAAAAAAUUAGCACAACUGAUCAAUACAUUGAGAAGUUAAAAAACUUGUAUCAUGUAACACACGUGGACCUUUCACCUCCACGAAGGGGUAGGUUGGAUAUGUCUUUUGAUAUCUCUUUAUUUGAGACCCACUUGAUCUUUAAAAUUUUAUUACAUUUAUUUUUGAUAAUUCGGUGUGUCCUUUUUCUUUCCAUUUACAUUGUUAAAUUAUUGUGUAUAUUCUUGGUUUUGCUUGCUUUGCAGCAGUUCAUACAGAUCUUUUACAUGCUUUCCUAAAUUCAUACACCUCAUUUCUUACAGCACAGUAACAUUUCAUUACAUUCAUGUACCACCACUUGUAUAACCAUUCCCCAGUUGAUUGCCUACUUUGUUUCCAGUUCUUAGCUGUCACAAAAAUUGCUACUAUAGAUAUUUUGGAGUAUAUGGAGACUUUUCUUAUAGAUGUCUUCAUUGGAGUAGAAGCCCAGUAACAGAAUAUCUGGUUCAAAUAUAUGAAUAUUUUAGUCUCUCAGUUUUUCUGUAAGUCCAGUUUUCUUAUAAAAUGCAGAGGUUGGAGUAGGUUGACCUAAGAUCUUUUUCAAUAUUCUAUAUGAUUAUCUAGGUUGAUCUCUAACCCUAUUCUAAGAGCUAAUGGAACAGUGUGGGAAGAUUGACUUUAUGUGACCCAUACAUGCAUUUGAUUUGCAUCAUGCAACUAAGGUGGGGGGCUAGGUUUGGGCUCUACAGAAAACAUUGGAGGAAGCUAAGAAAAUGACCCCAACCUAGUUGAAUAGAUAAAAUCCUGGACAUAGGCCAAGUGGUGUACAGGAAAACACACUGAACUGAUGAGUCAGGAAGACCUAGGUAUUGAUCCCAGCCCUGAUACUUAGCUUUGGCUAAAUAUUCUCACUAGAAAGUGGAAUUUAUUGUCUUAUUGCCUUUUCCAUGGAGCUAUUAAAAGAUAAUGAAUGAAAAAAUGACUUUAUAAACUGGAGCCCUAUGUUCAAAGUAUGUUCCAGCCUCUGGCUAAUCUGGGAAAGUAAGGGAGAAGUCUGUGCUUUUUUAGUAUGAAGGGGAACUUCCACCCUGACUAGAAUUACUUUGAAGGGAAGGAACAUUUUGACAUCUUGAUGUCAGUUAAAAGAUAUUCUCUUGAAAUCAUCUUCUUCAACCCUCCUCCCAGACUUCUCUAUUACUGUUGAAGACAUAGCCAUCCUCUUAUUCUUCAGGGUCUCCCAGUGAAAUCCUGAACCCUACACUUUUUGUUACCCCUCAUAUCCAAGCUAUUGCCAAGUUUUGUGUCUUUCGCCUUUUCAAAAUCAAAUAUUCCCACUUCCCUCUGACACUACCACCACCCUUGUCCAGGCCUUUAUCACCUCAUAACUGUACCAUUGCAAUAACUUGCCUGUAAGUUUGGUGGCUUCCAGUCCCACUUCACUCCAAAUUCACCCCCCAAAGUGAUUUUCCUAAAGCAUAGUUCUUGUCAGUUCCCUAUUCAAUAAACUCCCAUGGCUCUUUAUCACCUCCAAGUUCAAAUAUAAAAACCUCUUUGGCAUUCAAAUCCCUUUUUAAUCUAGGUCCCCCUUCCCCUAUCCUUCUAGUCUUUUUACACUUUAUACCUUAAAUGUAGUCUAUCCAGUCACACUGUCCAUCUUGCUGUUUCUUGCCCAUGACACACCAUCUCCUAAUUGGAUGUUUUUUACUUGUCAUCUCCCAUGCCUGGAAUGUUCUUUAUGUCUGCCUCCUGACUCACCUGGCUUUCUUCAGGUCUCCGCUAAAAAUCCUACCUUCUACAUGAAGCUUCUCACAAGUCGAUCAAUUUCAGAGUCUUUUCCUUCUGUUGAUUAUCUCCAGUUUAUCUGAAUAUAGUUUGUAUAUAUUUAUUUACAUGUUGUCUCUUCCAUUAGAUUGUGAGCUCCACGAGGGCAGGGACUGUCUUGCCUGUCUGUAUCUCCAGUGCUUAGCCCAGUGCCUGGCACAUAAUAGGUACUUAAUAAACAAUUAUUGACUGAUUCUUGGCAACAGCUUGGCUAAACUCAAACUUGUAGAGGUAAUAGAGCUUUACUCUUUGCAUUAUGGACAUAAUUAAUCAUAAUAAAUCAUAAUAUUUAAUAACAGACAACAUUUACAUUACAUUUCGGGGUUUGCAAAACAAACCUUAAAUCUCAUUUGAUAAAAAGGCCUGCUAUCCAUAAUAGGGAAUGAGGAAAUUUGGUCACGUUGGUUCAGUCUCCAUCCCUUUAUCUACAGUGCCUACCAGACUGUUGUCCUGCUGCCUACAUCCUUAGCCCAUAUCUAACACUGCUUCUCAGUUUAGGCCUUCCUACACAAAAAAAAUUCCCUCUUCCCUACCUUGAUCAAAUUCAGAUUGGAGGAUGUGUGACUGAGGGCUAAUUUAUGGAGGCCCAGGAAAUACUACCUCAGUAGGGCAAGAUUUUUUAUUCAGUUUAACAAGGAAUUGGGAGUACCAAGAUAAAAUUAGACAUUGCCUGCCCUCUAAAAAAGCUUAUAUUCUAUUGGUGGGGGUGUGGAGGGAAUAUAAAGUAAUUUGAGGGAGAGAUCCCGGUCACCUAGGGGGAUCAGAUAGGGCAUUCAUUAAGGUGGUAGCACCUGUGCCCUCUUUUGGAGAAACCCAGGAGUUCUAUGAGGUAGUACUAGGUUCAGGCAUUUGUAACGUGUAGGAAAUAGCAAGCAGGCCAGUUUGACUGAAAUGUCCACAGAAGAAUACAAGCAGUGUCUUGAAGAGUUUAUGGGAGUUAGAUUUUAAUUAUAUUUUAUUCUAGACUAGGGAACAAGCCCCUGAAGAAUUCUAAACAAGAAAGUAAUGUGGUUAGACUCAUUUUGAAAAUAUUAUUUUGGAAACUAUGUGGAGAUUGCAUUAGAAAGGGGAGAAAGACUCAAAGUAGGGAGAUCCAUUAUUGAGGGUAUUUCAGUAAUCCAGAUGAGAGUCUGAAUUUAUAGGAGUAAAGUGGCCUUGGGAUUGGAGGGAAAAGGAUAUGGGUGCAAGAGAUGGAGAACUGACAAGUUUGGGCAGCUGAACCAUAAUGAACUAGAAAUGUGAGCUCUUAUGGGACUAUGGAGAAAAUGGAGGUGUAGUGAAUUGUCCAGGGUUAGUUACGUGGGUAGUAAAUAGUCGAGCUGUGAAUUUGGAUUUGCAAAACCUGAUUCCAAGUCCAGUGAUCUUUCCACUAUAUCAUGGUUAUUAAGAGCAUAUCCUGCCCUUUUGCAGCUAUCCCCAGAGGCAGGGGACACACACCACUACCUGCACUAGCUUCAGAGUUUCCUUUCUUUCCAGGAAAGAAUCAAGGGUUGGGACAUCCCAGGGUAGCCAACUAAGGGACAGUCAAGAGGAAUCAGAAUUAGCAUAUUGCCAAUGGCAAUUCAUAGGCUAGGGUCAAUGGAUGAUGGACACUUCAGGAAGAAGUAAAAAUGUCAUUGGAACAGCUCCAAGCUAAUUGUUAAGCAUGGGGGAAUAAAAGCAUUGUUAUAUGCUACUUUUUUGAGUGCCAAAAUUAUUUCAUGCCAUGGCAUAGUAGGCCUGGUACCAGAGUACCAGCAGGUCUUUGCCCUGUGAAGUAUGCUGUGGCAUUCAGGAGCUAGGGAAUGCUUUCCCUUGGCCAGGAUCGAUGCAGGUCAUACUGAUACUUGCCAUGGUCCCAAAAUUUUCUUCCCAUCUGCUUUUCUUCUGCCUCAGGCUAUAAGGGCUCUUUCAGGUAAGCUCUGGAAGUGCAAGGAUUAAGGUUAGAGUUGUAAAAGUUGCAGAAUGUCUAGUAAGUUUGUGGAAUGACUCAGUUUGCAGAGUGUCCACUUAACCCUAAGACUCUAGAUUCCUGAAAUCCCAACCUCAGGUUACCUGCCUCAGAUCCCAGGAUGAUGCCUGAUCCCUUCUCAUCUACUUUCCCUUCCUCAGAUCCACUCCAGAAACAUCUUUUGUAAAACUGGCAUAAAGAUUAUCCAGGCCCCUCUUGCAUAUGUAUGAAUAUAUAUAUGCGUGUGUAGGUGGGGAACCACAUGUGUAUGCUUUAACUCAGCCAUCCUGUAUGAUCUGAAUCUGUUCCUGUUCCUCAGAGAUGUGGAAAGUGAAUGAAGAACUGAGAGAAGACUUGGAAACCACUGUGUCACCCCAGUUCUUAUCCCUAUGGCUCUGGUCUCUUCUCUCUUCCCCUAUCUCCUCUCCUAGCCUGGGAGAGAGCUAAUUUCACAUUCCUAUUUUAUUGGGCUGUAACUGAAUUGAGAAAACUAGUUGUCUCAGCUUGGCAAAAACCUGACAUGGCGACUAAAGAAGCUGGCACUACUUGGGGUUGUAAUCCCAUUACACACUUGGAGCCCACCAAAAAUUGCUUCAGAGAGACUUGAGAUUGGAAUCUAGAUUUAUCUCUUUAGCCAGAAUGGAGAUUCCCUCCUCCAACAGCACUGAGACUUGUUAGCCUAAGCACCUUCCCUGCAGCACACCAGACACCUUUCCCCCAGACCCGCACUUUGUCAGAUGCCAUUUCUCCAUGGUCACCCAUCAGGCAGAUUCUUUUUGGAACCAUCUGAAAUGUGGAGCCAGAAAUCUGUGCCUAUAUGACUAGAGAAAGCAAUAUUUUCCCUGAUCUCUGAUCUCCUGAUCCCUGAUUUUCCCUGAUCUCCUGCAAACCACUCUAGAUGAGUUGAUCAUGGAACCUGGGAUCUAGCUAAGAAUAAAGCCUAAAUCCCUCAUUGCUAGAAAAGACUGGGAGAAAUGACCAGCCAAGGUCAUGCAGCCAAGGUUAGUGAUUAAGCUGUCUGGCUUCCAGCCACGUGUUGAGACAAGGUUCUGGGCUGUAGAGGCAGAGACCAAGUGGUGGUAUGCCAUCCUAGAGAGUGCCCAAGACUUGGGGGGUGGCGGGGAGGACUCGAGAGGCCUUGUCUUGGCUCCCACUGGGGCCUAAGCAAGUGUCACUUCCCAGAUGAACUAAGUGUGACUGGCUCUGUCAUCAUAGCCGAUUCCCCUGUCCCCACUGCAGACGCCUCCUUUCUUCCCAGUUUCCCUGCCCUUUUCUGCAGAAAGGUCUGUCUCAGUUCUGUCCCUCAGCAGCUCAUCUGGAAAGUGACCGGCGCUGGCCAAAGCUGCUUACUGACACGCACAAACAUCUGUAGCUAUGAGGGAGGGCUAUUUAGCGGCAAAGGUUAGUAAGAAAUACCCGGGGAUGGCUGGAAGGUCCGUGGGGAAUCGUCAGUGCUAGAGCCCCGUGGCAGCAGCCAGCACCUAGUAGGGAUGGAAAGGGUGACCAAUGGAGGAUCAUCCUCGGCGGGAUUUUCAGUGGCUCUAGUUAAUGGAAUGGGCAAGGUGCGGGUUCUGGUGAACCGGCUUUCUAGGACCUAAUGUGCGGUGGGAUGAGGAGCAGACAGGCGGGGGUUGGUUCUGCACGCUCCCGCGGUCUUUGUGCGCACGCCCGCGGGAGGGGGCGCGCGUCUGGUUAGGGACUCGCGCUGCUCGGGCGGCGGCAGCGGCAGCGACAGUGUCGGCGGCAUCUUUGGGGGCUCUCAGUCUAGGGCCAGCCAGACUGACUGACUGACAAACGGAGACGCGCAAUGGAGGGGGCUUCUUUCGGAGCUGGCCGGGCUGGAGCCGCCCUGGACCCCAUAAGCUUCAUCAAACGUCCCCAGACCAUCUUGCGGAUCACGGCCUGGGUAUUCUCCAUUGUGGUGUUUGGCUCCAUCGUGAAUGAGGGUUAUGUGAAUAGUGACAGCACCCCGGAACUGCACUGCAUUUACAACAAGAAUGAAGGUGCCUGUAAUUAUGGCAUCACCAUUGGUAUCAUUGCCUUCUUUGCCUGCAUCUUCUUCCUCGUCCUUGACCUCAACUUCCAGGAGAUCAGCAGCGUCAAGGAUCGGCGGCGGGCAGUGCUCCUGGACCUGGGCUUCUCAGGGCUCUGGUCCUUCCUGUGGUUUGUAUGUUUCUGUUUCCUGGCAAACCAAUGGCAGCAGACCAAGAAGAGUGAGGAAGUAAACCAGGGAGCAGAUGCAGCCCGGGCAGGCAUCGCUUUCUCUUUCUUCUCUAUCCUCACUUGGGUGGCCCUCAUGGUGAAGGCGCUACAGAGAUAUCGUCUGGGCACUGAUAUGUCCCUCUUUGCCACGGAACAACUUAGUGCAGCCCCUGGCACCAGCUACCCUGGAUACCCAGCAGGCAGUGGUGUUGAGGGCACUGAGACCUACCAGAGCCCUCCAUUCACCGAGACACUAGACACCAGCCCCAAGGGCUACCAGGUGCCUGCCUAUUAGCAGAGCUGCCUACCCCGUGCCAGGGCCUCGGGGUACCGUGAGCAUGUUUGGGCUACAGCUAUGGCCUGUCCCUGUGGGCCAGUCUUGUGGACUCUGUACAGUGGUCUCGGUUCUCGUCUCACCUCUAAGGGUUAAGCAAACAAAAUAAUCACAGUGUUCCCUCUAAGUCUGAAAAAAAGAAAGGAAAGAAAGGGAGUUGGGGAAGGAAAGGAGGCCAAUGGGUGGGAGGGAGGGAAAGGAAAAAAGAUACAUGUGGGAAGGAAAGAGAGGAAAGGAAAAGAAGGCUGAGGAAGAAGCCAGGAAGAGAACAAGAAGGUGGAAAAUAUGGAGAAGGAAAGCCAGAUAUAUGCUAGAAAGGAAGGCAAGGCAAGGGGAGUAGACAGCCAAGUAUGCUCCAGGAGGUAAGAGGCACAAAGAGGGAGAAAGGGAAGACCCAUGCUCUGAACACAGAAUGGCCUUAAUUAGUAUUAAAGUUGGAAGGGGAGGAGGGGUAAAGGGAAGAGAGGCAGUGAGUGUCCUGUCAAUGCUUCUUCAUUGAAGGAAGGAAACUGCGAAAGAGAAGUGUUAGCAUGAAAUCAAGAGCUCUCAAUGGAAACUGCUGAGCCCAAAGCUCAGAUUUUUGUAGGAAGGGUGCUAGGAGUCUCCUGACCCAGCCACAACUGUGCCCCCCUGGGGGCAGGCCUCUGAGUCUCCUCCUUCUCAGAGCUACCUUCCACCCCCAGGCUCUGAAUCAGGACAGCCUGCUAAGUUGGACAUUCUGAUUUCCUCAGCUCCAGUCCCUAGCUAGAAGGGGAUGCUCAUCCCUCUUCUCCGACCCAAAUACUAUCUCCUUGGCCUUCUCUAGUAAAUUCUCAGAAUGAGUCCAAUCCUCCUGGGCCCCCAAACCCUGCCCCAUGAGGGAGAAGACUCAGGGUUUCCAGGGUGCUCUGCCCCAUCCUUCCCCCACAGGCUGGGUUAUCUAUUCCCCAUCCUGUGCCAGACCCAUGGCUUCUCAUCCCUAAGUCUGAAGGAAAAGAUCCAGCUGAGGAAGGGAAGUCUCAUGGCCCCUCUCCAGGGAAAACUAUCGCAGCAAUAUUUUCCUUAGAGGGAACACUGACUCAUUUUAGCAGCACAAAGGUACGUGUUAAUAUUUUAGCCAAUAAUCAAUUUAAACGGUUCCUUAAAUUGAUUGUGAGAUAACUGUCCAUUGGGUAUAUUGUAUUUUUCUAUCUUGCUCUUUGUGUAUUUCCGUGAUCGCAUUGGGCUUUCUAUGGAUGUCAGGGCCAUUCUCAGUGCCCAGAGCCCUAGGUCCAUCCAGCACUUGGUGGCUCCCUUCCCCAGAUCCCCGGGCCACUUGGGAGAGAAUAAAAGUUGGGGAUGCUGCAGAAACGUGUACACAACCCCCAGAAAAAGUAGUUCAGGUUCCUGGGAGGGUAUCCCUAUUAGUGACUCGGGGACACCUUCCCCAUGUCCUUCUCUGAUGGGCUAGUGACUCUGCUCCCCAAUGGCCAACCUGCCAAGCCAGGCCUAGGGCUGCAAUAGACAGAACUGGGGAAUGAACAGGUAGACAAGGAGAGAAGCUGAACAUGGUGGCUAAGCACUUUGCCUUCUCUCAUGGCCAGCCAGUCUGGGCUAGCACUGACCUCCCCCACCCUACCCAGUGUUGGGGGGGGAGGGGAGGGAUCAGCUGGGACUUUCUGCCUGAACCUAACUCCCCAGACCUCUACAGCUGGGACUCAGCUCACAAAAAGGCAAGAUGUACCAAAGGCAGCAACAGCAGCAAGAGCCCUGCCCCUAGGCCUGGCCCAAUCCCUACUUGCAUGACCUGGGCAGCUCCCAGCCCUAGAGUGUGCCCAAGUUUCCAUCCGGGGAGUCCUUAUAAGCAAUUUUGGGUGUGGGUAGUACUGUUAAAUAGUGUCCAUUGUAGUCUGUCUUCCGUGCCAGUGGUUUGUCAGGUAGGGUAGUAUGCCCAGCGAUACGGAAUGUAAUUUAAUCUAUUCUUAUGGACUCAUUAGAGAAAUCCUAAUUAGAGUUGUUGGUGUUGUAGCUAUAGAACAUGCUUUAGCCUUCCUGUAUUAAUUCCCUAGAUCCUUGCCUUUUUUUCCCCCAUUAAGCAUCCCUGCCCCAGCCAUCAUCCAUUUUCCCUUGGUCAGUAGGGGCCCUGCUCUACCAGCUGAAGCAAAGCAUGUCCAUUCUGCUGCCAUUCUGAGCAUCACACGCCAACAUUCCCAUUACUGGCUUCUGUUCUCACAAGCUGCUGAGGAGCCUCUAAGGUGGCCUCUGGAAGGAACAGUCAGACACUGAAGCUGAUGCCCUCCUUUGACAGCUACAAAUACAUGCCCAAGUCCAGGCCUUGGGGGUUACCCCUUUACAGAGAGGAGGCACAUGCCUUGUGCCUGGCCUAGCUGGGCAGUGUGAGUGCUUGAUGAGGGUAGGAAGAAAUAAGGAAAUGAAAAAGGGAGGUGAGAGGUCCAGAGCUCUGCCUCUUUUCCACGUUUAAAUAAUAAACACAAAUGCAUUUGACACACGGACAAGGAAGGCCUCCUGCCCAGUCCUGUAAACAGUGCAUGCACACACCAACUGACUGCACCUACCUGCCUCUCAGGUCGAUAACUGUGGCCCUGGCUCAGCAGUGUCUCUUCCCCAGAGAAGCAAGCAUUCACCAUGAACUUUGUUUACACUAGAAUGACGUUAUGGGCUUAAGUCACCUCAUGACCAUCUCAAAGAAUUCAUCUCUACCUUGAAACUUCUGCCAACUCUUUCCCACAGCAGGUGGGCUGGUUGGUCACUGGCAAGCAACCAGGGGGUGCUCCCUCCCAGCCCACCCUCCUGUUACAGAGUUCAUUAGAGGGACCACUCACUCCUUGCUGGAGCUCAGCAGCCUGGACUCUGUUGCAUUUAACCCUUCAAUUCUGUACUAGUUUUUAAUAUCAAAUGGAUACCAAAUGUGGUUUGCCCAUUUAAGUUUUGCAGAUACCUCUAUUUAAAGGCAGGCUGCUUCCCAAAGCUGCUGUUGUAAGUAAAACUAUGUACAUUGUAGUCUAGGGUGGACUGUGUAUGGAACCGUCAGUUAAAAAAAAAAAGAAAAAAGUUUACAAUUUUUUUGUAUAUAUAUAUCUCUCUCUUCUGAAAGAACAAUCCGUGAUUGUGUAUUUUCAGUGUCUGUGUCCCAACUGCAACUUAUUUUCAAUAAAGAGUGCAAAUGAA